Solea senegalensis (Senegalese sole) is the source of this 4261-nucleotide messenger RNA. It is a transcript of the gene shq1, whose product is annotated as SHQ1, H/ACA ribonucleoprotein assembly factor. Gene Ontology annotation, cellular component: nucleoplasm; cytoplasm. NCBI's taxonomy places the organism in Eukaryota, Metazoa, Chordata, Actinopteri, Pleuronectiformes, Soleidae. The record is from RefSeq and is a predicted model, not a curated record. Gene Ontology annotation, biological process: box H/ACA snoRNP assembly. The transcript is spliced from 12 exons. Bases 215 to 2080 code for a protein of 621 amino acids.
ACAUGGACGCUCCGUGUCAUAACUGACAGUGUAGCGUGUGCCUCUUGGAAUAACUCUGUGUUUUUCUGGUCAGUAGUUGUUUAUUCCUUUUCACUGUGAUUCGUGUGGAUGUGCUGUGUUCCCUCAGUCAGCAGUGAGGUGACAGAAAGAGCCAGUCUCGCCUGCAUGCGGUGGAAAAGUAGUGUUCAGGGCGGUCUGUGUAACAUUCACGUUCAUGAUGAUAACUCCCGCCUUUGACCUGAGCCAAGAUCCUGAGUACUUGAUCCUCAGCAUCCGUGUACCCUACACCAGAACAUCAGAGUUUGACCUUUACAUUGAUGGAACGGAUUUCAAGUUUUAUGCCAAGCCCUACUUUCUCAGAUUAAAUCUUCCAGGAAGAAUAGUGGAAGAUGGAAGAGAAAAGGCUAAAUUUGACAUUGAUAAAGGUCUUUUCACUCUUCGGGUCCCUAAAGAGACAGCUGGGGAACACUUUGAAGGACUUCAGAUGCUGACGAGUCUGCUUGCCCCCAAGGGAUCCCGUUCAGCAAAACCACUCGUCGAAGAUUUAAGCUCUGGAUGCAGCGGAAGUGUGGGUGGCGAAGAGGAGGACGACGGCGAUGAUGAUGAAGAAGAAAUUGACUGGCAGGUUGAGCAGGAGGUGUACAAGGAGAACACUGAGGAGGAGCUGAGAGCCUUGCAGAAAUAUGGUUUUGGCAACCAGAGGUCUGGAGUCUUUGCCAGAUUACAGGAGGAACUCAGCGAUGUGAUUGAUAUCAUGAACCCAGAGGGAACAACAGCAGCAGAGAGGCGGCAGGCGAGGCUGGAAGCAGAAGCAUCUGCUUUUUCACCAGACCACUACCUUGCUGAUCUGUUUGAGGAUGAUGAAAUACAGAGAUUGCUGAAGUUCAGACCGUGGUGGGCAAAGUUGACGCCUUCACUAGAGCAGGAAGGAGAAGCUGCCGUAUCUUUCACUGACGAUGAGAAGGAGCAACUGAGAAAGUUCACCAACCGCUCUUACCUGCUGGACAAGACGUCCCGUCACCAAGCGUGGCUCAGCCUCGUUGACAUUCUGCUGGCUUACUCCUACGAAACGCGCUCCACAGAGGGAGAGCACAAUGUUGAGUCACCAUGGACAAUCAGGAAACUCAGCGGGACUCUCUGCUGGCUGGAGACGUACUGCUCCAUGCCAGAGGUGUUGGUGUCAUUUGGACGUAGAGUGUCGUGUUACCCACUCUACAGACAUUUUGCGCUGGUCUCUGCAGCCGUUUGUGACACAACUAAGAUUUUGCAGUCAGGGAAAGCCUGUGUCCUCAAAUGCCUGCUGGAUAUUCACAAAGUCUUCCGAGAGAACGAGCCAGCCUACAUACUGAACGAUCUGUACAUCACAGACUACUGCAUCUGGAUCCAGAGGGUCAAGUCCAAGAAGGUGGCAGCCUUUGCUGCUGUGUUACAAAAAGCCUCUCUGCAGAAGAAAGACUUGGAGCUGGAGCUGGAAGAACUAGAGGAGGCAGCAACUAUGGUGGUGGAGGAAGAAGGAGAAGAAGAAGCCAAAGAGCAGGGAGCUUUCAAGAGCACUUCGUUAUCCCACCGUGACAGCAGCGAUGAGUCCAGCGACAGCAGCAGCAGCAGCAGUGGCUCGUCUGAUGAGAGCGAGGAAUUUGAGGCUCAAGGGCAAGCCUGCACAGGAGGAGGAGGAGGAGGAGGAGGAGGAGGAGGAGAGAUACGUAAGGACAUCCCUCCCCAGCUGCAUCCCACCUCUGCUGUCUCUCCCAUCCCCCAGGAACAAACGAGCAUGCUCAUCUCAGCAGUGAGCAAAGUGGAGGCCCUCCCCUCGGCUCCACAAGGCACCAGACAGCUGAUCCAGGAGCUCGGGGAGCGGGUGGCAGAGGAGCUGCAAAUCUGUCAAGACUCCAGCUGCAAAGACGAGAGGAACGGUUCACAGCUGAGCGGCGCCGGAGUGGGAAAGAGUGAAGCAACAUCUGCGAGGAGCAGCAGUGGGACUUUGUUAGAGCCGAGUCCUCAAAGAAAUCCUCUGCUCAUUGUGCAAACACAGGAGCGUCCCGAUGACAGUGACUUAAAACGCUUCAUGAGCUGGAAAUAAUUGUUGACCCCGGUGGACGUGAUGUAGGAAAGUCUGUCGGACGUUUUUGGCUUUGAAUGUUUUUCCUUCUGUUUGGAAUUUCAGGUUUUCUCCUGUGUGUUGUGAUAACAAGCAUCAUCUUUAUGCUUUAACCUUCAUCUAAAAGGACCUCAUUGUUUUUGGCUGCAUUUGUCUGUUUGGCUGUGAGCAUGUUGAGGAUGGAUUUUGAUUACAUUUCACACGGAUGUUGGUGAUGGUUUUUGGUCACGAGCUGGUCACGGAUUUUGAUCAGAAUUUAGUAGUUAAAAUGUGAGAGAGUUCAGUGUAAGGACACUGUGGGGAACUGAGUGGCCCUGGCAAAGGGAAAUAAAGUUUUCUACUUUAUGAAGUACAGACAGGACACCUCAUAAAGCGAGGUGUUCCUCUGCUGUCGCUCAUCGGCUUCAAGGUUUGCCUCGUACAGUUUGUCAGUGAUGGUCUUCUGCAUACCGUGGUUAUUUAAAUUACCGUUGUCUUUCUAUCAUUCAUUCCCUUCUGGCUUUGUUGAUGCUGCUCAUUGGAUAUUUUGAACUCUUGACUGGAUUAAUCUGGAUUUAACAGGUUUUAACUGGUUUAACAUAAACGUGUUUCAGAGUGCUAUCAAAGUUUAAAUUAACUGGUAACCAGUGGUUUCAGUCUCUCUUCAAUACUCCUGUCUGUCAAAGUCAUUUAAAUCAUCAUUCUUCCCCAUCGGGACGUUUGGGAUGAACUUGAUCAGGUUGUGUUGACCAUGUCUGCGUGCCUGAAUGCACACAGUCGCUGUGGAUAGUUGUGUUUACUGACAGUUAAAUGGUUUAGUGAGUGUAUGUUGUACUAAUUGAUGAACUUGAACCUCAUUCCUUAUUUACAUGGUUGGUUAAUGUGUGUGGGUUUUAGUCUUCCUCGUUUAGUUAAAAGCAGCAGUCCAACCUUCACCUGACUUUAUGGCUGUUGCUCAGUAACCUGCUUCUCUAUUGCCCACGUAUUAUAAUCCCAUAUAAAUAUGAACACUUUCAUGUUGGAUCGAAAACAUAGACGAGGAAUGUCAUUCCAGGAAGCUGACAAACAUUUGUCAUUGUUCUUUGCUGUUCAUCAUUCACCUAAGGUGACUGGCAGAGCUACUUUGAGGCAGCGAUUCUUUCCUUAAUAAAUAGUAGGAAAGGCACUAACUCCUUCCUAAAGCCCUGGCAUUGAUUGAAGUGGAAAAGACUCCGUCGGCACUAAAGAGGAGCCGCGGAGCAGGCGGGAGUGAUUGAUUCAUCUGGCGUGAAUGGAGGAGCGCCGUCGACGCGGCUCAAUAUCAUCAGCCACGUCUAGCGGGGCGAGGGAGAACAAACAAGGAAGCGCAUGUCAAGCAGAUAGAUGAGGACUGCGAGGGAGGCUGCGGCGCGGCAGCUGUUUUUUGGAGAGAUAAGAGGGAAACGCGGGGGCCUGAGGCAGCACAGAGACAGAAGACCAGAAGAAAAAAGAGUCGUGUCCAUCUCCACAUACAGUGGCAGCAGUGAUAUCCUAUUGGUAAGGAGGUCUUCUCCUUACCAAAGUAGGCGUUUUGUAGGCAUGGUACAGUAAGAACUCUUAAGAUUUCACGUAAGUGACUUGAAAGUCCAUUGCCCAGUAAUGCCGAUAAAAACCGUGUGCAUUGCAGAGUUAUUUGACCCGGGAGUGAAUGCUGAUCAAACACAUUCCCACUUGUCGAGUAACCCAUUUAAUACCUGGUUUGAACUCGUUCUGACCAGUGGGAACGGCACAGGAGGGAUUUAUGUUGAUUCCUCAAGGGGGGAGCCUGCAUUUCUUAUCCAGCCAUUCCAUCUUAUUUAAGAUUCUCACUUUAAAGGUCCAGUGUGUAACAUUUAGGAGAAACUGGAUAUACUAUGUUUGUGUAAGUGUAUAAUUGCUUAAAAAUAAAAAUAAUUGUUUGGGUUUUGUAGCCGCUGGAUAAGCACCACCAUGUUUCUUCAGCAGUCCCGUUUUGCAUUUUGAAGCGAAGCCUUUCUACGCAAAUGAAGAACGAAAGAAGAUCCUUUCUGGUAUGCAGAGGCCACCGUACUUCCCUGACACUUAGGAAAGCAUUAGAUUUAUAAUAUUCUUUGUUAAUGUCAAUAAUGUGUGUCUAUUUCCUCUGUAUCCGUAAGCUUUCAGAAAAUGCUAAAUAUGGACAUUCAUAAUAAAGCAUAAUUUUGGCAA